This is a messenger RNA of Heterobilharzia americana, 621 nucleotides long. NCBI's taxonomy places the organism in Eukaryota, Metazoa, Platyhelminthes, Trematoda, Strigeidida, Schistosomatidae. The record is from the annotation of a GenBank genome assembly.
AUGUCAGAAGAUGUUCAAUUGUCUGCUGAACUGGAAAAAGUUGGUUUUGUCGAAAAAGAUCAGAAUGAAGAGAAACUUUCCUCAUACCAAGCUUUGUUCAAUGAUAUCGACAACAAAAUUACUUUUCGUCAAUACAUCAGCGAGUCAGAUCUGAACAGUAUUAUAUCAUUGAUCGCUAAGGAUCUUUCAGAACCUUACUCUAUAUAUACUUAUCGAUAUUUUAUCUAUAACUGGCCUAAGCUAUGCUUACUGGCUAUUAAUGAGCAUGGGAACUGCGUUGGUACAAUCGUUUGCAAGAUGGAGACACAUUCGGAAAACUUGCAUAAUGGAUAUAUAGCUAUGCUUGCGGUUGAAGAAAACCAUCGUCGAAUUGGUAUAGGUUCACGAUUGGUACAGCUAGCAAUCAAUCUUAUGAUUCAGGAUGGUUGUGAUGAGAUCGUCCUAGAAACAGAAGUAACCAACAAGGCAGCUCUCGCACUGUAUGAACAACUUGGAUUUUGUCGGGACAAGAGGCUUCUUCGUUAUUAUUUGAAUGGAGGGGAUGCAUUUCGUUUGAAAUUGUGGCUGACACCGCGUUUGAGCAGUGAAAUAUUAAUUAAUGAGCAGUAUCAACUAAUUUAA